This is a messenger RNA of Xenopus laevis (African clawed frog), 1566 nucleotides long. RefSeq lists its product as uncharacterized. Lineage: Eukaryota; Metazoa; Chordata; Amphibia; Anura; Pipidae. The record is from RefSeq and is marked predicted.
AGCCGGACCUGGCGGGAGGCUGGAUAUGAGCCAUGGCUUCGUUCACCAUAUCCGGCGGAAUCAGAUCGCGAGGGAUGACUAUGACCGUGAAGUGAGACAAGCCAAAGAGAAACAAAAGAAAAGGUACACGCCAGGGUCUACUCGCCCAAAGAAGCCUGACCUGGAGAUGUACCAUCCCCGCCAGAGAGCCACAGAAAAAGCACAUACAACUGGAACCUUAAAAGAUGAUCCUAAUGACAAUGGGAACCAGCUUUUCUGCCUUGAUUUUGAAGCUGAUGGAGGAGAUGUCACUUCUAUUAUUGUGUAUGAGGGGAAAUCCAAAGUAAUUAGCAGUUGUGAUGUGCCAGUUGCUUUGAAGUUAAUUGACGAGGAUGGAUGGAAUGAAAGUAGUAGGGAUGGAAUUAUCCCACAUCACUUACAGAUGGAUAUUGGAUGGGCACUACAUGAAACAAGGAUGAUGAUGCAGAGCAGCUGGCCACCAUGAUCUCUAGUCGGAACCAGCUAGAGGUUGGCAUGAGAGAGGCAAUGAAACAACGGAUCCAAGAGGAAAUCUCUAAGAGAUGAAGAGUGUUUAUGUCCAGGCCAGACUGCUGCGUAUAUAUCCGUGUUGUGCGGAGCGCUGAAAGCUUUCUGGUUUCAUCCCACGGAAGAAAGCUGCGUGUAGAGGAAGUGUGCGUUUCUAGUGGAAGACAAAGUAUGGAGUGAGGACUUGGACACUAAAUGUUCUACUCUCAUUUUAUCCUGGAACCUUUUAUUAUCUGCAGUUCUCAGUAUGAGAUCUGAAAGUGAACAUUGCUGGGAUUGGCAUGGGUUCCGACAACGUGUGUUCUUAGUAAAGUAAAUCAGCAAUAAACCACAUUCCACCCUACAGAUUUCUGGGGUUGGGACAGCAAAUGCUACUGUGGAAUAGAUGGUUAUGGCCCAACUGCCUUUAAAAUACAGAGAGGAAUGUUGUUGAUUACAAAAGGGAGGAGACAAUGUGCUUUUCAUAUUGUCUGAUGUACAGGUAUGUGACCUGGGGUUUUCCAUGUAACUGAUCUUUCCGUAAUUUGGAUUGUCAUACCUUAUGUCUACCAGAAAAUCAUGUAAACAUUAAAUAAACCCAAUAGGCUGCUUUUGCCUCCAAUAAUGAUUAAUUAUAUCUUAGUUGGGAUCAAGUACAAGCUACUGUUUUAUUAUUACAGUGAAAAAGGGAAAUCAUUUUUAAAUAAUUAAAUGGAUAAAAUGGUAUCUAUGGGAGAUGGACUUUCCGUAAUUCAGAGCUUUCUGGAUAGCGUUUUUCCGGAUAAUAAAUCCCAUAUCUGUACAAGUAAAUAAGGGACAUGAAGGGGGGGCAAACUAUGGCGCAGCCUGAAAGCUUGGGGAUUAAGUAACAUGACUAAAUCAGUCUUAACAGGCAUAUGAUAAACCAGCUAUAAUAUCUAUUCAGAAGUGAUUUUAUUAUUUUGGAAAGUAUUUUGUACAGAAUAAACCAGCAGAGUAAAAUAAUGCACCCUCCAAUGAAAUCCCUCCUCCAAUGUGACUUUCUUAAAUUGUUGUUUAAUCAAUAAAAGAAUAGAACUGGAA